Messenger RNA from Amoebophrya sp. A25, 1245 nucleotides. The record is from the annotation of a GenBank genome assembly. Lineage: Eukaryota; Dinophyceae; Syndiniales; Amoebophryaceae.
UCUAGGGUCUACCUGAUUAUUUUCAUAGUUGUAUCGCGAGAAAAAGCGUUAUCAUUAUCGUUUUUUUGAAUUUUUCAGAAAAGCAUAACAUGGAGCACUGCGAUCCUGGGGCUUUCCACCUUGCGAUGGGCAAGCCGGCCCUCCCUCCACGAGGUGCCGCAGCAGACGCUGCGCUCCUCCUCCCAUUGGCGCGGCCCUUCACUCAUGGCGGGGCAUCAUGGUACCGCUAAGCUCAAAGGCCGCGGCCUCCGCUUACGCACGCCCAUGGGGCAGUGGCGUGGCCUGGCCCUGCAAACUUAUCCGCAAAAGUAGCACACCGCGGGAACCAAGCGCGGCGCACUCGGAAGGCAGCCCCGCUGGCAAUCGUUGGGGCGAUUCCUGGGGGCAAGCAAUAUGAAACGCCAAGCCGAUCGAAUGGAAGCCGCGACGCCACUUCGCUCAAGCUCCAAGGAGGCGAGGAGACGACCGAGAGCCGCAGACGCGCGAGCGGCUGAAGGGGUUAGUUGGAGGGGGUGUUUGAGGGGGGUCCUUGUUUUCAGGGACCCCAUUUGAUAAGACUUCUGGCGCCCGACAGAUAGGCGAUAAGGCUUCUGGCGCCCGACAGUCUUCGCCGAAGCCCAGAAAAACACUCUAAAUUUUCGGAACCUCGAGGGGCAAGCGGGUGACAGACAGGUGGGCGCCUUUUCUGCUUGCUCGUUAUCGCGUUUUUGGCGAGUGUUUGGAGGGGUCGGUGGAGGGGGGCGGCGGACCACCUCCGGCCCGGCUAGAGGACCAGAGCGGCCACAGCAGGAAGGAGGCGCCGAGCCGCUAGAGGUCGGAGGAGGUGGGGCGCCAGAGGUGGCGGAGCGGCCGCAAGCAGCAGGGCUGCAGGCCAUCCCCUGACACUCGGGCCCCAGAUUCGCGAGGGGACGAGGAAACAAGCUACACGCACGCGCGUCUGCCAUUGCUGGAAGCGCCUCCCGGAGAGCGCAGCACCACCCAGCAGCCAGAGCAGGACAGCAGCGCGCGCGGCGCCGCUGUUUUGUUGUCUGAGUCAUGGGAAGCGCAGCCCACCCACAGACGCGCCAAGAGGAAGCGGCGAACGCUGGCGCCCCUCCAUUCUUAUGCCCACGCGCACAGCGUCCCACCAAUGCCUGGGAUUUGUUAUCCCAAUCCGAAAAAAUCAAAAAAACGAUAAUGAUAACACUUUUUCCUGCGAUAAGUUGUAAUUGUGUCUUAGUAAAGAGAAUCUUCGCGGUCGUGUAA